This is a messenger RNA of Symbiodinium necroappetens, 2559 nucleotides long. Lineage: Eukaryota; Dinophyceae; Suessiales; Symbiodiniaceae. The record is from the annotation of a GenBank genome assembly.
AUGGCGGCGCCUGCUGCGCGGAAACUUGCGAAGGACAUCGAGGUGGUCCUUAAAAAAGCCCAUGAGGGCUGUGAAGAGUUUGACGAGUUUUGGGACCAGAUUGCCACGGCGCAAGGGUCCCAGAAGGAAAGACUGGGCGAGGAGCUAAAAAAGUGCAUCAACAAGCAGCAAAGACUCAGAUCCCAGAUGAGAGACUGGCUCGGAUCACCUCAAGUCCCAGCCCCUUUGAAGGACAAGCUGGAGGAGGCCAGAAAGCGAAUAGAAAGCGACAUGGCGAGAUUCAAGGACUUCGAGCGAGAGUUCAAGACCAAGGCCUUCUCCUACACUGGCUUGGCGAAGACCGACGAGUUAGACCUAGAAGAAGCCGAAAAAGUCAAGUCUCAGGACUGGCUGGCACAGACCAUUCAGAGUCUCAAGGACCAGCUGGACCAGUUCGAGGCUGAUCUGGAGUUGCUGCAGGGCAAAAGGUCCUUAAACAGCGACGAGAAGUCCAGAUUGCCCAAGCUCCAGACAGCUCAAGACAGGACCCGCUGGCAUAUCAAGAAGCUAGAGCAGUUGUUGAGAGCUGUCAGCAACGAUGCAGUUGAAAUCAGCGACUUGGCGGUUGUUCGAGACAGCAUCGAUUGUUAUGUCGAAGCCGGCGAGGAUUCUGAUGGAGUCCACGACGAGACGCUCUACGACUACUUCGAUCUGGCAGACUACGAGGAGAAGGUCGCUCCCGCGAGGAGUGGCGAGAACGACUCCAAGGAUGAUUCCCCGGCGGGAAGCAAAGAGGAGUCGCACAAAAAGCAGAAAGAAAAGGACAAGAAGAAAAAGGAGGACAAGAAGGCAAAAGCCAAAGCUGAGAAGAAGGUGCAAAGUGCAGGCAUCAUGAGCAAGUCCGGCAUCGCCCGUGCCUGGCCGCUCUUAUUUCCCGAGGUCGGCAAGACGCUGAUCGAAGGAAACGGCCACGGGCAUGGCACGGCGCCCUUUCGAAAGGCCGAGGCAACGCAGCAACUCCAGCCAGUUGCCGUGCCAGGGCCGGUCGAGGUGAAGCAGCUCGAAUUGGACGAGGCGAGUGAAGGUCCUGGAGGCCGGGGGACCGGGACACCGGAGCUCAGGGAGCAUGCGCGGGCAUUUCAGGAGCAGCUGGUCCAGGAAGCCGAGGAGUUCAUCUGCAAGAUCUGCCAGAUCUACGUGGUCGGGUGCGUCCCAAAGCUGACGACCUGCUCCCACAUCUUCUGCGGAGAUUGCAUCGCAACCUGGUUCAACCAGCAUCCAGACACCCAGACAUGGGCACAGCGAGCAAAGGCUGCUGGCCCCGAUCGGUGUGUACCAUGCCCUGUGUGCAAGAAGUCUCUAAAUGAGAACCAUGAUCUGUCUCCGGUGUGUAGCAACACGCAGCGGAGUGAGAACGUCCUCCUGUGGAGAAUGCUUUCGCAGAAAAGGAUUGUUUGCCAGAACAAUCCGAAGGUGAGGGGCGAAACUGGAAGAUGUGAUUGGAUCGGCGAGUACUGUAACUACCAAAAGCACAUAGACAUCUGCAAAAACGUCCCGCUUGCAGAAGCUGGAUAUCCUGCAGAGGAUGGCAAAGCAUCACCAUUCUCGUCUGAAGGCCCCAUGCGUGCCUCCUGUGCCGUCAAAGCAGUUGGCGACGUCACCUCCCGUCCGACAACUCCAGCACCGAAGCAGGCCGGUGGUGGAAGCCACCGAGAGAGAGAGGCGUUUGGUGCAGAUGUCUUGGAGGCAGCUGCUCCAACCAAGACGUCAGUGCCCGCGCAGGCCAUGGCCACUGCGCCGGCCAUGGUGCCCAACGGGACCAACUCGGCCCCUUUGGCGCCUUGUGCGCCGAGCGCCCCACCGUCAGGCGUCAGACCGACGGCGCAAGGGGUUGCGCCGGUGCCGGCAGUCCCAUCGCCAGCCCUGCGCCCCGAGGUGGUGAGAGUGCAGACAAGGUCCGAGUACGACAUCGGUGUUGGUGCGUCCCCGGCCCCAGCAGCUCAGCAGUCGGUGCAGCCGCAGAUGCAGAUGCAGCAGCCGCGAAGAGACGUGCUUUUCACCGGCAGAGCAGUUGGCAACUUCGAAGCCACCGGUCCCACAAUGGUUCCUGUCCGACAAGGUGAUCUGAUUGAGGUGCUGGAAACAGAUCCUUCUGGCUGGACCUUUGCCAGAAACACCUCAGGCUCCAGCUCCACGGGUUGGGUGCCAACUUGGAUCGUACCCCCGCCCAUCGAACCUGCACAGGCACAGAGACCCGUUCCGGAGGUGCAACAAGCACUUCAGACGCGGCAAGUGCAAGCCGUGCAAGCGCAAGCGCAAGCGCAACCUGUGCAGCGGGAGACGCGGGAGAGAGACGUCCCUCAGCGACAGGAGAACAGAACCGAGGCCAGAGGGCUCGCUCGCGCGCUCCAGCCCUUCACUUCCGGUAGUGAUUCUCAGAUGACUCUGAACACAUCGGAUUACGUGGAGAUCGUGGAGCGCCACCACACGGGCUGGACAUUCGGCCGCAAGGUGGAUGCAGUCGGAACUGCGGUAUCCGAGGGUUGGUUCCCAGACUGGGUCUGCAAUCCCAAGCCGUGA